UACCUACAUAUUUCAAGAUUCAAAUAUACCGCGUUGGACUUGCGCAGAACAAUGGAUAAAAUAAUCAUAAUCAUAAAAAUAUUCAACAACAUUUGUAUAUGUUGGUGAAGGCUAAGGUCCAGGUUAACAAGCGUGUCAGAGUGAUGUAAUUGCGAGAAAUAACGUUGGAUUUUUUAAUCAAAAUUUUAUUGAAUGAAUAUACAGUUAUUUUAACUAUUUUUAGCCUUUUAAGUACUAAAACUCAUUACUGAUCAUAUAACAGUACCGGCUUCAUGCAUGGUAUCUUACAGCAAGCUCCUCUAUAUUCAACAAAAUACGAUCUACUGUGUGAUUUGCUUGUAUCAGGAAAACAGUCUCUUAAGCAAAUUCUCCCACUAGAAUUUUUAUUUGCACACAUGCGCAUUUUAUUAUAAUUCAGUAAAAAUCUUCUCAGUGCGUUCGUCAGUAAGCUCAUAUCUUACAUAUUUUUCUUAUCUAAACACAUGAACCGUAGUAAAGUAUUACAAAUAAAAAAAGUUCGAAAUCUGUUAUUCAAGUAAUCAUAUUUUCAGAUAUACGUUAAAAUUUACUAUAAAUUUUUCACAGUUUAUUAUAAUAAAUUAAACAAAGUAUAUAAAAUUACAUACGUGUAAAAAAUUAUCAACAUGACUUUGGAAGCUAUCAAGUAUGAUAAAGGCAAGCUAGAAAUUUUAGAUCAAACUCUUCUUCCAUCAAUUACAAGGUAUGUUACAGUUUCUGGAGUAAAAGAUGGUUGGAAGGUUAUUAAUCAAAUGCAGGUUCGAGGAGCUCCAGCUAUUGCUAUGGUUGGUUGUCUCAGUCUUGCUGUAGAACUCGAAAAUGAAACAUAUUCAGAUAAAGGUAUCAUCAGACAAGAGGUUGAAGGAAAAAUGAAUUAUUUAAUAUCCGCAAGGCCUACGGCUGUCAAUAUAAAAAAAGCUGCUGAGAAACUUAUAAAGCAUGCCUAUAGGCUAUAUGAAGAUGACAGCGUGUCAAUCUCUGAAAUGAUUGAGGACUUACUAAAACUCAUUCAUGGUAUGUUUAAAAAAGAUAUUGAUGAUAAUAAAAAAAUUGGUGACUUUGGUGCUGCUGAAAUUUUGAAGUAUAUACCGGAAAAUAAUUCAGUUCGUAUAUUGACACAUUGUAAUACUGGAUCUUUAGCUACUACAGGUUAUGGAACUGCUCUAGGUGUUAUUAGAUCUCUUCAUAAUAAAAAUAGAUUAGGAAUGGCAUAUUGUACAGAAACAAGACCUUACAACCAGGGUGCUCGCCUGACUGCUUAUGAAUUAGUAUAUGAAAAUAUCCCCGGGACUUUAAUAUGUGAUGACAUGGUAGCAGCAUUGAUGAAAUCUCGGGAAAUCACAGCCGUUGUAGUGGGUGCAGAUAGAGUUGCUGCUAAUGGAGAUACUGCUAACAAAAUUGGCACAUAUCAGAUAGCAAUUAUUGCAAAAUAUCAUCAAGUACCAUUUUAUGUUGCUGCACCAAGAACUUCAAUUGAUUUCGAUAUUAUCAGUGGUGAUUUUAUUCCUAUUGAAGAGAGACCCGAACGUGAAAUGACACAUCUCAAUGAUCAGAGGAUAGUUGCAACCGGAAUUCAAUGUUGGAAUCCAGCGUUUGAUGUCACUCCAGCUAAUUUAAUAACAGGAAUAAUCACUGAACUCGGUGUUAUCGAACCAGGGGCUUUGCAUCUUGUGCAUGCUAAUUAAGGCUUUUUAUUAUAAUGUUUAAUGAUUGAGUAUUAUUGACAGCUAAUAGAUUUAGAAAAAUAUUCCUUUUUUUACUGAUUGUUAUGCAGUAUAUUUGCUCGUAAAAUUUUUUUAUUCAUAUAAAAAUAUGAAAAAUGUAUCCAACAGAUAAAAAAGAGAAAUUGAUUUAUAUUUUAUUAAAAUACAACUCUGUAUAUAAAAUAUAUUUUUGUAAAAACUUUACAAGAGUAUAAUAUAUUGAAACAUAUUGGAAUGAAUUUUCAAUGAUGGAAUAAUCGAAUGUUAGUAUGUGCUAAAGUAAUAUUAUGCUCAUUACAAGCUUGAAUUACAACACUGUCAUUAGUUGAGCCUUCCGGGCUUCCGAUGAAUCGAACUCCACUCUAAAAAAACAACAGAAAGAAUUUAAAAAAUACAAAAAAUGAUUUAAUAUCGAACAUUUAUUAUUAACACGAAUUAACUAAGCAACGUUUAAGUAUACAUACCAGACGAGCUCUGUCAAUAUUAUCUCUGAAUGGGAAAAAUGCAUCACUACUUAAAGCAACAUUAUCAAGCUUUUUAAUCCAUUCAGUUUUUUCUUGUUGACUCAGUUUUUCAGGAACAACUUGGAACAUAGAAG
Messenger RNA from Chelonus insularis, 2319 nucleotides. Its product is annotated as methylthioribose-1-phosphate isomerase. Bases 645 to 1703 code for a protein of 352 amino acids. The record is from RefSeq and is a predicted model, not a curated record. Lineage: Eukaryota; Metazoa; Arthropoda; Insecta; Hymenoptera; Braconidae. Gene Ontology annotation, molecular function: S-methyl-5-thioribose-1-phosphate isomerase activity. The transcript has 5 exons.